Molecule: messenger RNA, 3598 nt
Organism: Panonychus citri (citrus red mite)
Lineage: Eukaryota; Metazoa; Arthropoda; Arachnida; Trombidiformes; Tetranychidae
Gene: IntS2
Product: integrator complex subunit 2-like
Biological process (GO): snRNA 3'-end processing
Cellular component (GO): integrator complex
Source: RefSeq, a predicted model, not a curated record
UUUCAAAAGUGAUCAACAUUUUCUGUAUGAGAGUUGAGAUAUUUUUGUGUUGAUAUUGUUUUGUUUUCCAAAUUAAUUGUUGGUCGAUUAUUAUUUUAUUUUGCUCUAUAAAAUUGUCGCCAUCAUGGAUUAUGAGGUAUCACCAAGGCUUUUCGAAGCAAUCAGUACGAUGAACAUUGGAUUACUCAGUAGCUUGGGCGAUGAUGAGGUUCGCCCAGUGAUCCCAAGUCUCCUUCGGAUGGUUGUCUGCCGGUCUCUUGAUAAUUCACCUUUUUGGUCUAAUCAGAAAAAGCUAAUUAUGAAAAUUUUAUCCACCCAAGAACCAGCUAAUUUGAUAAUUACCCUUCUAUCAGGUGAUUUUCACUCGUUGGAAAUUGAUGUUAAAAGAGAGCAACAAUUGAGAGCAAAACUAUUAACAAGUGAAGAGGGUUCACUUUCCAAUGUAGAAAAUGUAGUCAUAGAAUUUGAGAAAAGUGAAGGAAACAAACGAUUGAAAAUUGUUCUCAAUGAAAUUUUAACAUCACAAAUGAUCAUCAAAAGUUUCUUGGCUCAAGCGAAAUUACCUUUAAAUAAUACAAAAUAUUCUGAACUAUUUGACAAUGAGGUUUACAUUGAUGAAAUUGCUGAUGCUUUGGUUAUGUCAAUUUUUGAAUUACCAAAUAUUGUCUCUCUUAUUGAUGUAAUUGAAACUUUACUUUACUUCAAACAUGGUCAUCAUAUUAUCUGGAGGCUGGUGGUCAAUUUUCCCGAAAUGUUUGCCGACAUUUGUACAGCUUUACUUGUUAACGGUGAUAAACAGGAAGAGGAAACUAUUAUUGGUAAACGACGAAUUGAUGUUCUUCGCAUGUUAUGUAAACUAAAUCCAUCACACGCUCUCCUGGUUCGCACGGAAGCACUGGAAUCACUUCGUAUGCCUGCUUUGUGUAUUCUUUUAACCCUUGACCAUAUUGGCUGUUCUCAGUCAACCUCUGACACGGAGAGAAUAGUUCAAAUCAAUGAUCUGAUCUCCUUUUUAAGUGGCAUUUUUUUCCGUACCGAUGAGAAAAUACGAACCUGGUUUGUUUCCUACAUUCGUAAUUGUCAAAAAAAGAUGGACCAAGGAUCAACCUCUAGUCUAACACCUUUACGAAGUGAAUUGUUAUCAUGUUUAAAAUUUGUUCUUACAAAAAAUCAACUGAAUGGUAACAAUUUCUCAUUACAUCUUGUCGAGGCUUCAGCAAUAUUGCGACUCUAUUGUGCACUUAAAGGUAUCGCUGGAAUGAAAUUUACCGAUGAAGAAUCAGCUCUUUUAUUAAACAUAAUCACUCAACAUCCUGCUGCUAAUCCAUCAGGGAUUAGAUUUGCUUCAACAGCUUUAUGUCUUCUAUUGGCUUGUCCAACCAUAAUGAUCAACACGGAGGCCGAAAAGAAAACCCUUGAAUGGUUAAACUGGUUAGUUAAAGAGGAAAGUCUUUUCGGUCAAGUCUCUGGUCAUCGAUCUUCAUUUGGUGAGAUGCUUCUUCUGAUUGCCAUCCAUUUCCAUGGAAGUCAAAUAUCAUCCAUCUCAGAAUUGGUUAGUUCAACUUUGGACAUUAAAUUAAACCUUCGAACUGCAUCUCUAAAUCGUUUGAAAACAAUGUUCACUCAUGAAGUUUUCACCAAUCAAAUGAUCACCGCUCAUGCAGUUAAAGUACCAGUUACAACUAAUCUUAAUUCAUGUUUACCUGGAUUCUUACCUGUUCAUUGUAUUUUUCAACUUUUAAAAACUCGAGCUUUCGUUAAAUAUGAGGUUCCAAUUAAAGAUUGGCUUUAUCGACAAACAUGCAAUUGUACAACUCCAAUUAAUCCAGUUAUUCCUCACCUAAUUGAAGCAUAUGUUAAAUCACUUUUAAUUCCUGCUAAAUCAUAUUCCAAUGUUGCAACCAAUGAACCAAUCAGUGAGGAAGAAAUUAUCUCCAUUUUCAGGCAUAAAAUAUAUUCAAUUGAAAAUGAUGAGAAAAGGAUGGACAUUGCCGAGGAAAUUAAGCCAACCUGUGUAUUGACCACUCAACUUAUUUUACUCUAUUAUGUUUUACUCUACGAGGAUACCCGAUUAAGUAUGAUGAAGGAGAUGACUUUUGCCCAUCGAAGUGUAAAAAUUUAUUCACCACAAAUGUUUGCCCAGUUACCGAUUUUCCAUCUAAUGCAAAAGGCCAAAAAUGAGCCACAAUUUUAUGGUGUUUUAUUUCCUCGUUUACUUCGUCUUAUAUCAACUCAUUAUCCGCAUCUUUGUUUGGUCCAAGAUUGGUUUGCAGCGGAAGAACGAGACUCAACGAGUAAAAUCAAAGUAAAACCAAAUCUUUCCAUCAGUGAAUUACGAUCUCGCCUUCAAAAGGCCUUCGAAUCAAUUGGAACAUCCAAUGAAACAUUAACCCGUACACUUGAUCGUAUGUUAAGUUUACCCAACAAUUAUCUUUGGCCUUUAUCAUCAACCUUUGUUGACAAUUUACCUCUUCUUUUAAAUAAUUUGGUAACAAGUGAUACCCUUGAGAAGGCUAAAAAAGUUUGGUGGCAACUUAAUUGUAUUUUCCCAGAUAAUUUAUGUGUCAUGACAGUUAAUUCACUUUCCAACCAAAGAGGAGAGAAAAGAUUAACAUGGGAUGAUAUUGUUCUUGAUCCAUUACACGUACUUAGAUGUGAUAUUAAGGUACUUCGAUGUCCCGAAUUAAUGGAGAUAACACUUCACGUUCUCCAAUGUUUCCUAAUAGCCUCAAGGCCACAUUUUGCUCGACGUUUACUGGAAAAACCAAGUAAAUUAACGGAAGAGGAAAAAGAUCGAGAAGAACUUAGAAUCGCUUUAAUCACCGCUCAAGAAAGUUCAGCAAUCCAAUUAUUACUAGAAUGUUGUCUACCUAAUGAAGAGGAAAAAAAUGGUAAUCAAAUUAAAUUGAAAAAGAUCAAGAAACUUGUAGGAGUCCAUUUACACCAAGUGUUUAUCGCCGAUCCAAAUCUCGUUAAACUUGUACAUUUUCAAGGUUAUCCAAGUGAACUUUUACCCUUCACUGUUUCCUCUAUACCCUCAAUGCACAUUUGCCUUGAAUUUAUACCUGAACUAUUAUCUCAACCCGAUUUGGAGAAACAAAUUUUCGCCAUUCAACUUUGCUCUUACCUCGUUGAACAAUAUCCAAUAGUUAAAUCUCUUUGUAUAGCAAAACUUUGCUUCAAUGUAACCGGAACACUUUUAUCAAUAUUGGAAAGUGAAAAACGUGAACAAUUUUUCAUCCCUGUUGCACCGGCAUUGGUACGAAUGUGUAAACCAUUUCCACCAUUGAAAGAAGAUGCCAUCAAUUUACUUCUUAAAUUAGGACAAAUUCAAUUAUCUCGACUUGCAUCAAUUCAACCCGAUUUUAUUUGUACACAAAAACCAUUACAAAAAUCAGCAGAUUUGGAAGAGAUUGACUGGGAUGAGGCGAAAUCAUUUCUCUCAUCACUUCCAAGUAUCGAUCAACUUUGUCAUACAAUCAAACAAUCAGUUAAAACACUUUAUUAAUAACACAGAUAAUCAAUUGAUUAACUUUCAUCAUUUUUUUUCUACAUUAAUUAAAAUUACAAAACAAAAUUAAAACAAACUCCCAAAUAA